Molecule: messenger RNA, 564 nt
Organism: Didymosphaeria variabile
Lineage: Eukaryota; Fungi; Ascomycota; Dothideomycetes; Pleosporales; Didymosphaeriaceae
Exons: 1
Coding region: 1-564 (187 amino acids)
Source: RefSeq, a predicted model, not a curated record
AUGACUUUCACUACACCCUCCGCGCAAACAUGGACCCUCCGCCUCAAGUCACAGAAGACCACGGUCCUCUUACACGUUGACCCACUGCAAACCUUCCCUACGAUCAAAGAACAACUUUACAAGUCGCUGGAGGAAACGGGUCUCAAGAACGCCGACUCUGAACCGAUUUCACUACCUCCCUCGCCCUCAGACAUCGAGCUCGGCCGCCCAGUCAAUACCAACGAUCCUCACAAAGGCUUCCAAUUAGGCGAGUGGGAAUACUCUUCACUGGAGGAAGAGGGAGAGGAUCCGAAAGGCAAGGGCAAGGCGAAGGCAGGACGGCCGAAGAAGUCCGGUACGGUUGGCGCAGACAGUGUCAAGGACUGUCCGAAGGGUGCAGGGCUUCGUGAUGGUGCUGUGUUGGCUUUUCGGUGGAAGGGCAAUGGGUCACGGGAGGACGAGGACAUUGAGAUGGCGGAUGGGAGGAAGGCGGACAUGUGGGACGUGAAGCUGGCGAGCUACGAGGAUAACUACGGCGUAGAGAACGAGAUGGACGUCGGAGGCGGAAGGGAGUUUGAGGGAUGA